GUAUAUUCUAGGUCUAGAUCUAGAUCUAGAAUUAUAGUCUACUCAGUCUACUGUCUAGAAUCUAGUGAAUAAGAAAUGAAAGAUUCUUUGUUUCAGUAACCACAAGCUGCAUUCUUCGAACCAUUUUUGCCAUCAAUAGUUUAUCACAAAAUGAUGAAAUCAAAUGAAACAAUUAAUAAAACUGAACAGGUCGAAUGGAAACAACAAGACCUUGACCUAGUGGCAGAAACGUUGGAUAUUAAAUAUCAAGUUGAAGACAAUUUGAGUGGAGGUCGAGCUUUGUUUAGUGCAUCUAUAACUCUGAAAAACAGAUGCCCUGUGGUUCUGAGCAGUGCUGGAGAUGGCUGCAAACACUGGACCAUCUAUUUUUCACACCUGCGUAUGGUUGAACCAAACUACCUGCCAGCUGACAGCUGCGUCAAUCUCGAGUACGCUGGUGUUUCUCUGUCCCACUUGAAUGGAACUAUAUUUAAGCUGAGCCCGUUAAAAACGUUCAAACCGUUACAGGAAGGAGAUUCUUUAACUUUUAAAUUUAACGCUCAGCAUUAUUCUGCUGCCAGGUCAGAUGUUUUGCCUAACUGGUACUUGCAUGUUGAGGGCAUGGAGCCCAGAAUAAUCAAAAGCACUCAAGGAGAGACUCUAGACUUUGUUGGUCCUUACGACACACCAAUGAAGUAUAAAAGGUUUGACUACAUCCUGCCAUCAGGGAAACAACGCUACGAUGUAUAUCAGCCUUUUUCUCCAGAAGUAAGAUUUUCUCGGUAUCCUGAGAUUAACAUUGAACCCAGCCAUCUGAAAACUGUCAUCCCAACACCAUUUCUUAUGGAGUCUAAAGGCAGUGGGCUUGUUAAUAUAUACGAAGGAGGCUGGAGGCUGAGUUCAUCAAAAGAGUUCACCAAUGAGGUCAAAUAUUUAUCAGACAGGCUAAACAUUCCAAUAAGCAAUCAUCUGAUGAAAGACGAAGAGAAUGAAACAGCAAAGGUUAUAGCCCUUAAAAAAUGUCAUCUGAAGUCUGUGAUAAAUGAAACUUUGGAUUCUGAAGCCUAUGAGCUGGAUGUUGAUUCAUCAAGUCAACACAUUCAGAUUACUGCUAGUACUUCUUCAGGUAUAUUUUAUGGUGCCCAGACAUUACUGAGCCUAUGUGCAACCACAACUUACAAAGCUGAGGGAAUAUUCAUGGACUGUCGCAUAAGGGAUGCCCCUCGAUACGCUUAUCGAGGCAUGCAUGUAGACGUUGCCCGCAACAUGCAUUCCAAGGAAGAUAUUUUUUCAAUCUUAGACGUUAUGGCCUUGUACAAGAUGAACAAGUUUCACUUCCAUUUGACAGAUGAUGAGGGCUGGAGACUAGAGAUACCUGGCCUUGAAGAGUUAACAGAAAUUGGUUCUAAGAGAGGCCAUGAUCCUAAUGAGGACACGUGUCUGCUGCCCUUGCUAGGUUCUGGGCCAUUUCCCACUGGUCUGGGCUGUGGGUACUACACAGUGGAUGACUACAAGGACAUUUUACGCCAUGCUGAAGCACGACACAUUGAGGUGAUUCCAGAAAUAGACAUGCCAGGUCACAGCCAUGCAGCUGUCAGGGCCAUGAGAGUGAGAUACAACAAAUUAAUGGCUGAGCAAAAAACAACAGAAGCAGAGCAGUACCUCUUGACAGACCCUAAAGAAACCAGCAAUCACCAAGCUCUUUCUGUUCAGAUGUUGGCUGAAAAUUCCAUGAACCCAGGACUGGAGUCUACCUUUACUUUCAUUGAUAAAGUCAUAAAGGAACUGGUAGAAAUGCACAAAGACAUUCAGCCCCUGAAAGUUUUCCACCUGGGGGGAGACGAGGUGGCCUAUGAAGCGUGGGAUGACUCCCCUGCAUGCCUGGCACUUGUUGAAUCAAAGAAGAUCAGCUCCAAGGAAGAUCUGAUGGAAUACUUUGUGUCCAGAGUGGCUGAGCUGGUGUAUAAGCAUGGACUAGAACUUGGAGUAUGGCAGGAUGGGAUUAUUGUCAAGAACAAAGAUCCUUUUAAACUUGGCAUUUUCCCUAACUCUAAAGUUCUGGUUCACUUUUGGAGAAACGUUUGGGAAACUGGCCAGGCUUUUGAUGCUCACAAACUGGCAAAUGAAGGCUAUAAAGUUGUGCUUGCUCCAGCCACACAUCUUUACUUUGAUCACCCUUACGAGCCUGAUCCAGAAGAAAGAGGCUUGUUCUGGGCAUGUCGGUACAUUGACACUCACAAAGUCUUCCGCUUUGUGCCGGAAAACCUGCUGGCCAAUGCAGAUGUGAAGCUGACUGGGGAGAAGAUUACCAAGCUAGAUCUGGAACUUCUCAGGGAAUCUGAUGACUUCACAAUAUUAAAGAAACCUGAGAAUAUUAUAGGUGUCCAGGGUCAGAUAUGGACAGAGCUCGUCAGAACUCAGCAACAACUCCACCAGAUGAUCUUCCCCAGAUUGAUAGCCCUGGCAGAGAGAGCCUGGCACAAAUCUCCUUGGGAGGCCUUGGAUCCUAAAAAAGGGAAAGCCGCCCAGGAGAAGGAGUGGUCAUCCUUUGCUCACACGUUAGGGCACAAAGAGCUGAACCGCCUGGAAUCUCUUUGCAUUCCUUAUCAUAUCCCAGCACCAGGAGCCAGAGUGACUGGAGAUGGACUGCUGGACUUAAAAAGCUGCUACCCUGGACUGCCAAUGUCUUAUUCACUAGAUGGUGGUGAGUCAUGGCAGGCUUAUAGUGAACAGUUUGAUGUCACAGCUUAUGAUGAAGUUUUAGUUAGAUGCAGUUCCCACCAAGGCGUCCACCAUAGCAGAGUCACAAAACUCACCAUCAAGACAUAUACAGACAGCGACGAACAGAGUAAUUAAACGUUAUCUCUAAGUCAAUGAUAUAAUUAAUUCUUUUCCAAAUACCUCUCAUUUUGUGUGUGUGACAGAUACUAUUUUAUGCAUACAUUAAGUUCUUCUAGUGAACAAUGAAGAGUAAUGCCUCUAGCUCUCUAGUCAAUAAGAUCACAUUUGAUUGAGAAGUUUCGCUUUUAUUUCUUCCUUUUGGAUGUUCCAUUUGUGGAUGAUAUGAAGUUAUACUCUUUUGUCUUAUACAGUUGUACGACUGAGUCUAUAACUGAAUAUAAUCAGACUUUUUUUUCUGCUUUGUUACUGCACAUGAAAUUUCAAAUUCAUUGACAAGAACUUCCAUUGUACACCAAGGAAAUUAGUUUAUUUUUUUUUUAUAGAAUCAUUGUCAUUUCUCAACCUAAGAUAGGGGGAAUCUUGUAUAAAAGAAGAUGAUUAUGUCCUACGGAAUGUUUAGUUGAAGGUACUUAGAAGACCUGUUUGGGAAUGUUGAAAGGAAGAAUUGUCAUUUUUCAACCUAAGAUAGGGGGAAUGUUUAUUUGGAGGUACUUAAAGGACCUGUUUGGGAAUGUUCAAGGGAAAAAUUGUUAUUUCUCAACCUAAGAUAGGGGGAAUGUUUACUUGAAGGAAAAAUUGGCAGUGUCAUUAAAGGUUUGUUUAAAAGACUAAUGCUGCAGUUAAAAAAUCUAAACAUGCUGCCAAGAGGGGAGUGGCAAAGAAACCAGACGAAAAAUAAAUUGCAAGAAGUUUGUAGAGGAAAAUAAAAUAAGAGGGAGAAUAUAUUGAAAUGAAAAAAUGUUUCCAAGGAAACCGGAAGUUACAAAGGUUUAAAAAAAACUAAGCUUUGAAAGAAGUCAGUGGCACACAUUAUGCUCUGUGUAAGAUCCGUAUCAUCAUAAUUACAUGUAAACUUUACUCGUCAUGUAUAUAUAGUACAAAUUGAACUGCUGGUCAUCAUAUUAUGCACACUUAAUUAGAAUAAUAUAAUAUAAUUGUCUUCAAGUCAGAAGAUUAAUGAGGAAUGCAGUAUUUCCUGUGGCUAUGCAGCAUAUGCAUUUGAUUAUGAAAAUUUGAUUUUUACUAAUAUACCCUUUUUAUUUAUAUAUAUAUUAAAGAAGAUCAUUGUCAA
Messenger RNA from Biomphalaria glabrata, 3952 nucleotides. RefSeq names its product beta-hexosaminidase-like. Lineage: Eukaryota; Metazoa; Mollusca; Gastropoda; Planorbidae. Gene Ontology annotation, molecular function: beta-N-acetylhexosaminidase activity; polysaccharide binding. Bases 151 to 2835 code for a protein of 894 amino acids. The transcript is spliced from 13 exons. The record is from RefSeq and is a predicted model, not a curated record. Gene Ontology annotation, cellular component: membrane. Gene Ontology annotation, biological process: carbohydrate metabolic process; ganglioside catabolic process; glycosaminoglycan metabolic process.